Lachancea lanzarotensis is the source of this 801-nucleotide messenger RNA. It is a transcript of the gene MED4, whose product is annotated as LALA0S10e05182g1_1. The coding region runs from base 1 to 801 and encodes 266 amino acids. Gene Ontology annotation, molecular function: transcription coregulator activity. Gene Ontology annotation, cellular component: mediator complex; core mediator complex. The transcript has a single exon. The record is from RefSeq and is a predicted model, not a curated record. Gene Ontology annotation, biological process: regulation of transcription by RNA polymerase II. Lineage: Eukaryota; Fungi; Ascomycota; Saccharomycetes; Saccharomycetales; Saccharomycetaceae.
AUGAGUACAUCAUUUGUCUCAAAAACAUCUGGCCCUGAAAGAUCAGGAUCAGAUCGUCCAAAUUCGAGCGAAAAUCAGCUGGGAAAGGCUCAAAUAUACAACGAUAUUUGCGAGUAUGAGGAGACGCUGGGACGCCUUGUUACGUCUGUGGAUAAAUUUCAUCCCGACAUACAGAGUGCUAGAGAUCUAAUUGAGGCAGAUAAAAAGCUCUCGGAUACAUUAAAGUCGCUUCAGAGUUAUGAUGAAAUCGACAGUCGAGCAAGGCGUCUUGACGAAGAACACUCAAAAACUGAUACAAAAAUCGCACGAAUAUUGCAAACGCUCACAGAGUGCCACCGGGAUCUGAAUUCCUUACCCAUGCUUGAGCAAGUGGAGUUCGAGCGCAACACUAUGCUCAAGCAGCGCGAAAAAGUAUUCACAGACGUGCUGCUCGAUUAUGCCAUGAAACUCGCAAAAUUCACACAUGUACCGCCAACGUUUGAUAAAGGCUCGGUAGGACCAAACAAUUUUGUGUGGCCUGCGGAAGACGCUAUGAGAAGAGGUAUGCUGGCCAUAGCCUCUCUGAGAGCGUCGGAGAACGGAAAUGAGAAACUCACGACACAAGAUAGCUCAAUUCUUCAACAAGACGCUCCAAACGAGACUGGUGAAGAAUACACGGGUGCACCGGAUGCUGAUACAGAAGUAAGGGAUCGUAGACCUUCGUUUGAGUUUACUGGUGCGGCCGUCAAGGACGUGGAAGAAGAAAAGCAAGAGGACGAUAUUGAUCUUGAUCUUGACCUCUUCAAUGCUGAGGAGUUUUGA